This is a messenger RNA of Melospiza melodia melodia, 816 nucleotides long. Its product is annotated as NAD(P)(+)--arginine ADP-ribosyltransferase 2-like. The record is from RefSeq and is a predicted model, not a curated record. NCBI's taxonomy places the organism in Eukaryota, Metazoa, Chordata, Aves, Passeriformes, Passerellidae. The transcript is spliced from 2 exons. Gene Ontology annotation, molecular function: NAD+ poly-ADP-ribosyltransferase activity; NAD+-protein-arginine ADP-ribosyltransferase activity. Bases 1 to 816 code for a protein of 271 amino acids.
AUGCCCCACCUGGCUCACACCCUGGCACAGCUGGCAAUGACCGUGGCCACUGUGGACAGCAAGGUGGUGCCCCUGGACAUGGCCCACAACUCCUUUGAUGACCAGUACCUCAACUGUGGCCCAGCCAUGACUGCGACCUUGCCAGCCCUCAAGCGCUCCGACUUCCAGAAGAACCCUCUUUUUGCCCAGACCUGGGCAAAGGCCACGGCCGAGUGGCAGAAACAAGGCUCCGAUUCAUUCUCUCUGACCAAAGACCAGGCCAUCGCCCUCAUGGUCUACACAAUGAAUGACGUGUUUAAGAAGUUCAACAAGGCCGUGCGUGAGGCUGGACGCUCCUGCCAGGAAUACCGGUACAACUUCCACUUCAAAACGCUGCAUUUCCUGCUGACCCAGGCCCUCCAGAAGCUCAGAUGCCCUAAUGAGUGUCUGGACGUGUCCCGGGGAGUGAGGAAUACCCAGUUCAAUGUGAAAUUUGGUGAUAAUGUCCGCCUCAAUCAAUUCACUUCAUCGUCAAUGAAUAAAUCGGUGGCCAAAUAUUAUGGGACAGACACGAUGUUCGAGGUGCACACAUGUCACGGAGCACACAUCAAGAAGUUCUCCUGCAAUCAAAGUGAGAAGGAAUUGCUGAUCCCACCCUUUGAGAACUUUCAGGUUGCAAAAGUCACCAGGGAAGGGAAGAAGUUGCAGAUUGAGCAUCGCUCAACUGGGAACUCCAGUAACCACCACUGUGAGUGGCUGCGAGGUGACAUCUUGGGAACAACUGGGGGGGAUGGGGACACUCAGUGGGAGCCUCAUCGGGAACUCCCCCCACCUUAG